GGGAGGAUCAGUGUGACUGAGGGGGCUGCCUGCAGUCUGCUUCAGUGGGUUCACACUCACUGUCCUCUGCCCCAGCCCUCCACGCCCCACUACUCUCCCUGCCCAGGCCCACGGCCCCACCAUGGCCGACCAGUACCAGUACAACACCAAUGAGGAGAAAUUUGUGAAAGACAGCCACACCAAGGAGAUCGACCUGAUCAACAGAGACCCUAAAUUGAUCAAUGAGGAUGUGAUCAAGGUAGAGUUUGAGGAUGUAAUCGCAGAGCCUGACGGCACACACAGUCUGGAUGGGGUUUGGAAGCUCAGCUACACCACCUUCACUGUGUCUAAGUACUGGUGCUACCGCAUCCUCUCAGCCAUCUUCGGCAUCCCCGUGGCUCUGCUCUGGGGCUUCCUCUUCGCCUGCAUCUCAUUCUGUCAUAUCUGGGCCGUGGUGCCCUGCAUCAAGAGCUGCCUGAUCGAGUCACAGUGCAUCAGUCGUAUCUACUCCCUCUGCAUCCAGACCUUCUGUGACCCCUUCUUUGAAGCCCUGGGCAAAAUUUUCAGCAGUGUGAAAGUGGCCCUGCGCAAAGAGGUCUAGACACUCACACCAGAGGUGGCUGGUGAGGGGAGGAAGGCUCAUAAUAAUGAAUGGAAUGGAGUCAAUGGAAUGGAUCAAACACAUGGAAAGCCAUGUGUUUAAUGUGUUUGAGGCCAUUCCAUUAUUCUGUUCCUGCCAUUACUGUAAGCCUGUCCUCCCCAUUUAAAGUGUCACCAGCCACCACUGACUCACACCCACCACAGUGUUUACAUGUGUUUGGAUGAAAUGUUGCACCCUUUAUAUAUGCCAGAACAGAUGACCAGUCCUGGUGUCCUCAUAUUUCCCAAGACACUCCCCGUUACCCUCACCCCGCCCGGAGCACUGGGACCCGCCUAGUCCAUCUUGCCCUUUGAGUCCUGACAUGCUCAGAGCGACCAGCGCCACUAGAGGCUCUGUGAUAGCUGCAGCAUGGUUGGGUGACAGAUCUGGCUCCGUUGGAAGGCAGAGAGCUGCCUGUUCAUUGAGGGAAUAGAGCGCUGGCAGCCAUGGAAUGUAUCUUGAGAUGCUGAGGACAGUAGCUUCUCGGUCACAUGACAUAAACACCCCAGUUACUCUAACAACAUUGCAGUGCCUGUAGGACAAUACUGCCUACACAGGGCUCUCCAACCCUGUUCCUAAAGAGCUCCCAUUCUGUACGUUUUCGCUCCAACCCUAAUCUAGUACACAUGAUUCUAAUAAUUAGCUGGUUGAUAAGCUGAAUCAGGUUAGUUACAACUAUGGUUGGAGCGAAAACCUACAGGAGGGUAAUUCACAGGAACAGGGUUG
Oncorhynchus gorbuscha (pink salmon) is the source of this 1345-nucleotide messenger RNA. RefSeq names its product caveolin-3-like. Gene Ontology annotation, biological process: regulation of membrane potential; caveola assembly. The transcript has 2 exons. The record is from RefSeq and is a predicted model, not a curated record. The coding region runs from base 122 to 580 and encodes 152 amino acids. Lineage: Eukaryota; Metazoa; Chordata; Actinopteri; Salmoniformes; Salmonidae. Gene Ontology annotation, molecular function: transmembrane transporter binding; connexin binding; molecular adaptor activity. Gene Ontology annotation, cellular component: caveola.